Messenger RNA from Colletotrichum lupini, 4596 nucleotides. Its product is annotated as C6 zinc finger protein. The record is from RefSeq and is a predicted model, not a curated record. Bases 1 to 4596 code for a protein of 1531 amino acids. Gene Ontology annotation, molecular function: zinc ion binding; DNA binding; DNA-binding transcription factor activity, RNA polymerase II-specific. The transcript has 15 exons. Gene Ontology annotation, biological process: DNA-templated transcription; regulation of DNA-templated transcription. NCBI's taxonomy places the organism in Eukaryota, Fungi, Ascomycota, Sordariomycetes, Glomerellales, Glomerellaceae.
AUGACUGCUGAUAAGCCCGCGCCCAGUCCUACGGGUGUUGGUGCUGGAUCCCGAACCCACAAGUCCUGCGAUGCUUGCAAGUCACGCAAGGUCCGCUGUCCUAGUAACGGCCCGCCCGGACCUUGCGCGAAUUGUAUCGUGAGUAAACCCGAAUGGAUUCUCUGCCCUGACAAAGACGUGCCCGUUUACUCACAAACUUUGAACCUGGAAGCGUCGAAAAGAAGAGUGUCGCUUCAGUGUAAAGAGGCUAGCCCACAGGCGCAACGCACGACAACUCCGGUCGAUUUCUUCGCCGGACAGCUUCUGCCAACAAAUUAUUCGCCAUCGAGUAAUCGACCACCCAGUCUCCCAGACGCCAAAGCCGUGCUAGACUUGUCGACAUCAGAUGGAGAGGCCAAGCCACUCGUCCUCCCUGAUCGCACGUCGCCAAAGUCUCCUCCCCACCGCAUCCAAGAACUCCACGUCGAUUGCGUCCUAGCACGAGCACAGAGGCCAAAGACCUCUACUGGAAGAGGCCAGGAGGAAACCAUGUUUGUACCACGCAAUGGCAUAUUUGGUAUUGAAGCGCCACAUGCCCUCAGUGGCCUACACGUACUAACAGAUCAAGGGGGCCGGAACAGCCUCACGUUCUUCUCCGACAACAGGCUACUCUCCCUGUCGACGCGCCUCCAGAAUCAGAAGGUGAACGAGCUCGUUGGUCGAAUUUCUGUCAUUGUCAAUGGACGUCUUCGUCGCACCGACUCGGCAGCGACGAAUCCCCGGAAAACGCAACCUCCCGAUAUGGGGACCGACAGAGCGCGUGCCGCCUUGUACAUCCGCCUCUACUUUGAGCGAGUGCAUCCCAUGUUCCCGUUCCUUGACCGGACGACUUUCGAGACUACAGUGUCAAGUCCCAACUUCCCCAAUCUCCUCGAACGCAGCAAGCCAUGGUGUUGUCUCUACCACAGCGUCCUUGCUCUAGGGUCCCAGUAUGCUGAUGGGGGGACAUUCGAGCCUGGUAAGGGCGAGUCGUGGCGGCUGUUCUCUAUCAGCUUGAGCGGCUUCUCGGAGCUCCUGCUGCUUCCUGAUUCUCUCACCACCUUGCAAGCAUUGACGGCCAUGUCUGUCUAUGGCUUAGGGAUCUCGGGCUUGGCUGUUAAGCCUGUCAUCAUGUCAGAGGCGGCAAGACGGGCUCAGAUGAUGUCCAGUCAUAGCUUUACUGGUCCAACGGCUCACGCUUACCAGAAGUCUUUCUGGAUUCUAUAUGCGGUUGAGAAAAUCACCAGCUUCCACUUUGGGAGAAGUUCCGUAAGUGCUUGGAAUUUCCCUCUCUUUACCACGAUAGCGUCAUACUAUGAUGGAUGCACACUUCUUGUUUACUUGCUCUGCACUGCUGACAACGACAAGGGAUUCGUCGAUAGCGACAUAUUCUUGCGUUUCGCUCGCCUCCUUUCUCGAGCAUAUACAUCACUCUUCUCGGUCGGCGUGUCGGGCAACUCCGACUCGUACUAUCUCGACGUGAUUGACCAAUUAAACGGUGAACUCGAAGAAUGGAGAGCAUCUCUGCCAGACAAUGGCUUCCGCCCGGGUGGAAUUCUACGCCCUCAAACCGUAUCCGGUCCUAAUGCGAGAUCACUCGCUCUCAUUCUUCAUUAUCUUUACUACAGCAUGUUACUGACUCUUGCGAGAACUACGCUGUGCUAUUUGCCUGUCCCUGAGACGCCGGCGGUGAAAGCGACAAAGGACGACAAGAUGAAGACCAUUUUGAAUGCAUCGAGGGCAAUUUUGGAGUUGACUACGAUGAUUGAAGUUGAGCCAUACACGGUCACAUGGGUCCUUGCGGGAAUCCCUAUUACCGCACUUUUUGUCUUAUUUGACCUUGUGAUUCAUGAUCCUCGGCAGCCAGAUACAGGCACCAAUCUGGCUCUGCUCGACAUGGUUGCUGGUCACUUCAGUCGGAUAGAGUAUGCCAGCGGCGGCACCGUGCCCGGUUCUUUGAUAGCCGAGUUCGCCAAGAUUGCGCGAGACUACGUGAACGAGAUUCAGCAUGCCGAGGCUGGUUUGAUGAAUCCCGCGAGACCACAUGCACCCACAAAUCCUUCCACGAUGCAAAUGGUACAGCAAUCGUCAGAGCUUGAUGCCAGAAACAAUAAACAAGUGGAUAGGCCAACUCAGAUGACUUUGGAUCUAUCUGAUACUCUGCCGAGGGAGGCCAUGAUGUCUGGUCCGAUGCAGCAACCAGGAUACACCGACUUUGCGUUCGACAGCGGGAUGGGCCAGGUAUCUCCUAGUGCGCUCAUGGGAACCGACGUGAUGGGAAUCUUUAAUUAUUUCCUGCCCGAUCUGGACCCGAUGUUUUACCAGGGUAUGACGCAGGAGUACGAUCUGCUACCACAGCAGCAUGGAGGGACCGUUCAGAGCAUGGACAAGCAUAAUGACGAAAUGCUUAUGAAGAACAAAAUCGAACGUUCGCUGGAGCAACCCUCCAGGAUGAAAAAGCAGAUCUUGAUGGCAUCCGAAAGCCCAGCUUCACAGGCGAGUACUCCGGUAGGCGACAAACCACGCAACGUCUUGGCCUGCGUCUUUUGUCACCAACGCAAAAUCAAGUGUGACCGAAAGUCCCCCUGCGCCAACUGCAUAAAGGUUGCCGAUGGGCCCGAGGUCUACGCACCCACACCGUGGCGCAACGCAUACUCACCGAUAAGACGCGUGGUGAAGGACCUGUUGGAGAGAUUGAAUCAGUGUGAGAGUCUUCUGAGCCAGGUGGCUCCGCGCGAUGCCGAUGGCCGCCCCGUAAAUCCCGACACGCCGGGUUCCUCACGCGAUGUGGCGGACAGCCCGGCAAUGUCCCACAUAAGCUACGAAGAAGCCCGGAAACAACCCAGUUCGAGACCGAAUGGCAAGAUUGUCUGCGAUGAAGGUCGACCAACAUUUAUGGAAAAUCCGUUUCGCGGCAAUGUUCUUGACCACCUCCAAUUCUCCAAGCUCAGUCUCGAAGACAAUGACACCGAGCAAUCAACGAACCCGUCUGGUUCUACUAGCGUCUCAGAACGCGGCGACUCAACUCACCAAAAGUCUAUGGACUUUGACAUAUUAGCUCUGGGACCAGUCGAAGUUCUGCGCCUGUGGCAGGUAUUCCUGGAACGAGUCAACCCUAUGAUCAAGGUCAUUCACGUCCCUAGCCUGGAACCUCUAGUCUUUGAAGCAGCAACAGACCGCUUCAACCUGAGCCCCGACCUCGAGGCCCUGCUCUGCUCCAUCAACGUUGUUGCAAUCAUGGCCUUGUCGGAAGCGGAAUCAAUCCAGAUGCUCAAACUCGAAAAGGCAAGAGCAUUACGAAAUUCAAUGUCUGCACUGAAAAAAGCCAUGUCCAAAGUGGACUUUUUACGAAAGUACAAUAUGACCACUUUGCAGUGCUUAGUGCUAUACCUGGUUUCUCUUCAGGGGCAAUUCGAUCGCCACGCCGCAUGGGUGUUGACCGGCAUGCUAGUCAGGAUAGCUCAAAGGAUGGGUCUCCAUCGCGACGGAGAACUCAUAGGUCUUCAACCAUUCGAGACCGAGAUGCGCCGCCGAAUCUGGUGGCAAAUCAUCAUGCUAGAAACAAAAUACGCCGUCCUCGCAGGCUUCGGCGACACGCUCCUCCCGCCUAAUUGGGACACAAAACUCCCAUCGAACGUCAACGAUGCCGACUUACUGCCCGGCUCAACAGAGCCGGUCAAGUCUCGCGAUGGAGCAACCGAGAUGGCAUUCUGCCUCAUGCUCUACGAAUCACGCGCCUUCUUCUGCGACAAUCCGAUGCCGGAGUUCGAAUCAGUCAUCCUCAGCGGGGACAAAAUCAGCCCGGAGAACUCGAGGAAAUUCUCCGGUCAACCACAUGUCCUCGACAGGUAUCGACUCGCGUUAGACCAGUACGAUGAGAGACUCGCUGUGGCCGAACGACGGUUCUGCAACCCGACGGCAGGCGGCAUACAUCUCGUUGCGAGUAAGAUCCGGUCUUUCACGGCGCAGAGGAUGCGCGACAUGAUUAUGCACGCGCGAGAGCCAUGGGACGAGAACAAAGACGGCGGAGCGAGCCAGCAAUCCUUCUUCAGAGCAUGGGUCAUUUCCUUCGAGAGCGACGUUAGCUGGUACGACACGAUCGACGACAAGUUCACCUGGUACCUAAAACUCCAUUUUCAAUCUGACGCUUUCUCCGUCAUGAUUGAGCUCCUACAGUGGCAGCCCGUCGGAACACUGGUUGACAGGGCAUGGAAGGCCAUCGACCGACUCUAUCACCACCACCCGGAGAUGUACGACUUGACUAGGAAGGACAACUUUCUGCGCGCGGAAAACUUGCUUGCAGGGUGGGCACGACGGGAGCUUGCGUUCCGAAAUCUAGGCAUGUCGUGUGACACGCCGCUCGUUGUGGCACGGUUCCGGAGCAGCGAAGUUUUCAAGCAGAGACAGCCCGACGGUUUGCCAGUUGAGCAGUGGCCGGCACCGACGCCGGACACCGCGCUGUUCUCUGACAUGAGUCCAUCCGACUUUGAGACGUUUGAUGGCGGGAUGCCUGGAGAUACUCAUGGUCUUAACUUCAGUCUUUGGGGUGGUGGUGGGCCGGGGCAACAUGCUCUAUGA